Molecule: messenger RNA, 1397 nt
Organism: Linum tenue
Lineage: Eukaryota; Viridiplantae; Streptophyta; Magnoliopsida; Malpighiales; Linaceae
Source: the annotation of a GenBank genome assembly
UAUACCCUUCUCAUCCUCCUCACAUAUCAUUCUCUGGUUCACAUCUUCACGCGCCAGCAAGACGAUAGACCCAGCGCAACAAUACAGAGGAUCUCCGACUAAAUAUCUAACGGAUAACAGCUCAAUUUGGCGCACAAUUCUUCCUUCACCUCUACUUCUUCUCACACUCUCCACUGAACAUGGCGGCGGCCACAGCAGCAGUCGGGACUCAUCUCUCACCGUCUCUCUCCCUCUCUGUUCGCGAUGCUUGUCCUGUCAGCUCGCAAGCGACCCUAUCCGUUUCUCGGCUACCCAAUUCCAGAUUUGGACGAAUUGGCACCACUUUCGCCACUGGGUCACCUCUAUUGGUAUCUAGAACUGGACUUGUGAAGAGGCAGUCUGCAAGAAAAGCAGCAUUAGUUUCUAUAAGAAGCGAGCAAAGCACCCAGGAUAGCGGUUUGGAUGUAUGGCUAGGACGGCUUGCAAUGAUAGGCUUUGCUGUGGCCAUCACGGUUGAAAUUUCGACAGGGAAAGGCCUCCUUGAAAAUUUCGGGCUCUCGAGCCCCGUGCCUACAGCUGCCCUGGCGGUGACAGGAUUGCUGCUCCAGAGAUGCUCCAAGAAGAGUGGAGAAUUUAUGCUGUCUAAAGAUUCUGCACCCCUCUUAAAUCUUUCUGUUGCAUAUCUUACUCAUCUUGGUACUGCUUUAAUUGAUUCCUCUGAAGCAUUUGAUGCUUCUUUCUAUGGCUUCCCUACUAAAGGAGCUAACUUGCAGGCGGAAAUGGGGUUGAUCAUCUCAAGGAUCGCCAAGUUGUUCUUUCCAAAGAGUAAAGUUAGGAUUCUGAUGGUUGGUCUUGAUGCAUCUGGGAAAACCACCAUUCUUUACAAGUUGAAGCUUGGUGAAACUGUUACCACCACUCCAACUAUAGGUUUCAAUGUUGAGACAGUGGAGUAUAAGAACGUUAGCUUCUCGGUAUGGGAUGUCGGAGGGCAACAGAAGAUUAGGCCACUGUGGAGACAUUACUUCCACAAUGUUCAGGGGCUGGUGUUUGUGGUGGACAGCAAUGACAGGGAGCGAAUCUCAGAAGCGCGGAACGAACUUCACAGGAUUCUAACUGAUAAUGAACUGAGGGAUUCAGCACUAUUGGUCUUUGCCAACAAGCAGGAUUUUCCAGAUGCCAUGAAUACUUCUGAGGUUGCUCAUAAGCUCGGGCUUCAUUCUCUCGGCCAUCGUCAGUGGUUUGUUCAGUGUUCUUCUGCUACAUCAGGAGAAGGGCUAUACGAAGGCCUAAAUUGGCUCUCCACCAUUAUCGUUGGCAAGCCAGUGUGAAUUAUAUGCAGCUACUUACUUCAUUCCCCCCUGUUUCUAAGAUUUCUCCAGCCAAGGAGAUGGCAAGUUAGUGAGUGAAAUAGAGAGGAG